Acomys russatus (golden spiny mouse) is the source of this 2596-nucleotide messenger RNA. RefSeq names its product chromosome 29 C1orf127 homolog (gene Ciroz). Gene Ontology annotation, biological process: heart development. Lineage: Eukaryota; Metazoa; Chordata; Mammalia; Rodentia; Muridae. The record is from RefSeq and is a predicted model, not a curated record.
AUGGGCGUAUGGGUGGUUUCCAAUCUGAAGAAACAGCCCUAUUCAGCGGACAGCCUGGUGCAUGCCUUUUUGGGCACUGUGCCCGAGAUGCAGCUGGCGGCCAUCUGUCUGGCUUGUAUUCAACCUGCUGUGUUCCCAUGGAUGCUCCCCUUCAGGUCAAACAAGGACAGGCCUCGCCCAGCACAUGGAGCUCUGACAGAGAAGGUCGAGUGUUUCUCAGACUACAUGACCCUGCAGAUCCCGAGGAGCCACGUGCAGGGUUUGAGGCAGUGGCUGGCCAGAGUCCUGCACCUGCCAGGCACCAAGAGGGCCCCCAACCACCUGGCUUCUCUUCUUCCUAAAUGUGGUUACCUCUUGCAUCCUGCUCACGAGGGUGGCUUCAUCUUCCGAGCUCUGUACUCCGCCUGCUUUGUACAGAAAGAGAAAGCAAAUUAUAGGUUGGAAAUCAGAAUGUUUCAUAAAGGGGCAAAAAGGUUGAAGCUGAGCCAUCGCUAUGUAAUGAAAUGUCCCUUGGUCACGUCGCGGCUGGAUGAGCAGACCGUACGCUGCCAUCCUUCAUUCAUCCAGGUCUCUAGGCCCUUGCCUCCUCCAAGGAGCGAUGGUGGACAGACCCCAUGGCUGCUGUCCCUUCGAGGGGAGCUGGUGGCUUCUCUGGAGGACGCCAGCUUGGUGGGAUUGGACGUGGAGAUUGGUGCCACCGCAGUCACCAUCCAAAGCCCAAGACAAGAACUUCUUCAGAGGCAGGAGGUGUGGAACACCUCCCUGGAGCUCCUGCCAUUGUGGCUGGUGAGCGGUGCCUAUGCCUACUCCUUCGAGGCCGCGUGCCCACUGGUGUCAUCCCAGCCAGGGUCGGAGAUCUCAGUUCACAUCCCCAAGCAGAGGCUGGGUCUGGUCAAAAGAGGAUCCCUUGUUGAAGAGUCUCUGAGUCCCAGGUUUCUUCAGGUGCACCAGUCGGACGCCUUCACAGUGGCAGAGGACAGGGACUUUGUGGUUGUCAGUAUACCAGCCGUGCUGCUGCUCCAGGACCAGCCAUGCCAAGGAGCCGGAGACUCCCCAGGGACACAAGCUUUCUACAGGGUGGACCUGAGCCUGGACUUCGCAGAGAUGGUUUCGCCAGUGCACUGGACGGUGGAGAACUUUUUCCCAUGCGUGGGUUCAAGAGAAGAGUCACUUGUCCCAACAGCCACGCCAAGCGCUGCCCUUUCCACCCUGCCCCCUGGAUGGGAGACUACUCUGGCGGAAAUGCCAACUGCUGCUUCCUCCCAGUUCCUGAUCCCACGAACGGCUGCCGCGGAGGAGCUCCCUCAGCAUCUCAUGCCCCAGUCUUAUAAAGAGACCACCAAAGCAAACCCACAGGAACUGGCAGCACCACUUAUGCAAAUGAUUAGACCUGCAGGAGGGACCUGGGUGUCUGUGGCUUCCCGCUUCUUGUCCAGUGCGAUGCGACAGCACCAGGGUCCUCAGACUCCUCCAGAGAAAGCAGACUUAAUUCCACAUCCCCAGGAUCCAGCCGCAGUCUCCUCAGAGCAUACAGAAGCUUCCCAGAAGGGCCCCAGGCCCUCACAUUCCAUCUUCCUGCCUCCCAGUUCCCUGAGCACACACUUGUUUUCAGACAUCCCCUUUUCUGUGUGGCCUUCCAGGCCAUCUGGUGGUCCCCAAAUGCUCCAGGGUUCUGAACCAUCUGUUACCCUAACUGAAGUUCCAAGAGCUGUGAGGGCUGAGCAGGACCCUGGCCAGCCACCAGGAAGUCCCUUCCCACUCGGAGAAUUGUCAAGCGAGACUGUGAAUUCAACAGAGUCUAUUGAGAGGGAGCCUGCCCACAUCAGUGGACAGUUUCCACCAUCGGCAAGGUCCUUCAUGAGCAGCCAGGCUAAAGAGGGGCGGAUUUUCCACUAUCCCCUCAGGAGGCCUCAGAAGAUACUACCUAAAAUCGAGGCCCAGGAGUCAGUGCAGAAUGACCAUGCCCCCUCUGCAGAGGGGGCCAGAGGGUACCUGAGCCUGUCAACCUUAGAAUCAAAUCAGGCCAUGGAAGGGCUGGGACUCACGGUCUUGCUGGGAACAGAUGCCACAUUCACCACCCCAAGAGGGAGGCAGCCAGACGCCAGGGUCCCUCUGGGGACCUCAAGUCCAGGGCCUGCUGGAUGGCACAGGGUGGGCCCGGCAGUUCUCCAGACAACAUUUCCCAAGGGCCUCCUGGCUUCCACCUCUGAGAAGCCUUCAGCCCCUUCUGAAGGAGGUGCCAACAGAACCCUGCAGCCAGAGUCAGCACCUUUUGGGCCCGAGGGCCAGCAUGACCUGGGGACUGCACACACAACCAGUCCCCUGCCUUCACACACCCAAAGCCCUCUGGUUCCUACAGAAACCAUAUUGCCCUGCUUCCGUGAGCCUGAGAAACCCCUCCCUGAUGGCUGGGAGUUAAUGGCGUCCAGGUUGGCCCCCACCCCUGAGAGCCACCAGCCUCCUGAGCUUUAGUGCAUGUGGAGGGGCACUUUGAGAGGCUCCCUUGCUGAGCUUUUCUGGAGACUUCAGGGGCGAGUCAUAGUGUCCAGGGAGGGGAGGCACAGAGGAAAGGAACACACCACACAGUGUUCCUACU